GAUCCCAAUACAGUUUACGAGUGCUCCUUUUCCAACGGUGUCUUCUGUCUGCGCGCACGCGCGCGCGUGUGUGUGUGUGUAUGUGUGUGUGCGCGCGUGCGUGCGCCUAUGCAUGUGUAUUGUGAUAUAUUUAAUGACAUUCGCGCGUGAGAUUUUCUGCAGUGAGUUCCACAUUUUUUUUUUCAUUGAAAAUAGUGCUUUUAUCGAGAGAAGAUAUUUUCGCCGGAAAAUCAGGUUUAGUUAAAAAAAAUUAAUAGGAUUUUCCGUGAUUUCGAGCGAAAGAUAUGGACAGGCUGCGUCGCGGAAAUACCUCGCCGUGACGAUGAUGAAUACAAUUCAGCGUAUAAGUCAUAGCAUCGGCUGAUAAUGAAUCGCUAUGCUCGGAAAAAAUACUGACGGGUCGGUUGCUGUUAAAUCAAUUAGUAAGCAAAGUUCUUUUUGCUGGCAUUCGCGGUAUUCGGAGCUUUUUUCCUUUCUUUUCUAAAGUCGAAACAAACAUUCGGAAUACCGCGGCAUUCCGGGAGAUCACGCUUUAUGUAUAAUCUUAUCGUGCUUACCGGAAGUUUUAUAAAUAACGUCGCAGGCGCGUGCGUAACCGAUAACAAUAGAAGCAUCUGUGACGCGGGAAGAGUCAAUUGCAUCGAAUCGUCGCUCUUUCCCAAUCAAUAUAUUCUCGCCGAUGUGUUAAUACAAUUAGAAUUGACGGAGCGGCAACGAAAGAAAAGAAAAAGAAAGAUAGAAAAAUGACAGACUCUAACGCGAUUGUCACGCUCGGCACACAUAGGCAAUUAAGCAGCACGUAUCCCGUCUCGCUAAACAUUCGCUCUCGCGCGACCUCACGCGAGAUCGCAUUGGCAGUGCGGUGGGGGGACCUUCGAAUAUUCGAGGUCGCGCGUCUUGCAUACGAGAUAUAUCCCGCGCGCACAUGUGUCCGCGCGCGCGCGAGAAGCAAAAAGACAAAAAGAGGCGAAAAUCGCGCGCCACGUGAAUUCCAUCGAGCCGACGUCAUCUUUGCGAUUCUAGCGCGCGUUCGAGGAUAUCUUCUCUCGAUACUUGGUCGCAGCAGUGUGAACGCAGGGGCGAUAAAGUGUGCCUCGUUGUGGAUCGAUCGAUCUGUCGAAAGUAAGAGAGGAUGAGCGCGGAGCCGAUAAAACUAUCGACGCCCAGCGCGGCGCAGCAGAGGGGUCGACUCAAUCCGGCCGUGCUCGCAGUCUACAAUGCCAAGAUGAAUCAUAAUAGCGACGAGCAUCACCAGAUCCAAACGAAGCGCGAGUUGUUCUUCAAGGGCGACAGCGGUUCAAUAACGUCGCCACCGGCGGUACCAACAGCACCAUCGGUACCACCGCCACAACCACCAACGGCGCCAGCAUCGAACAACGUAAGCAACAGCACUAGCAUCAACAGCAACAACUCGACGACGACGAUAGUGGUGCCACCGAGCGCCCCGGCAAAACCCAGACUGGCGGCUUCGCUGAGUCAGACAGACUCGUCCGAGGACAGCAACAAACGCGCCGAAAAUGCCAAGGAAGCUGCUGCAAAUGCCACUGGCGUUACUCUCGCGACCGCCCCGAGACCCACUAUACCGACCAAACCCAAGGAACUGGAUGGUUACGUUGGCUUCGCCAACUUGCCCAAUCAGGUCUACAGGAAGGCUGUCAAGAAGGGUUUCGACUUCACUCUCAUGGUUGUCGGGGAGUCAGGCCUUGGCAAGUCGACGAUGAUAAAUUCGUUAUUCUUAACGGACAUCUACAGCGCAGAGCAUCCUGGACCAAGUCUACGAAUGAAGAAAACCGUUGCCGUGGAGACGAGCAAAGUGCUGCUAAAGGAAAAUGGAGUCAAUCUCACUCUCACGAUCGUCGACACUCCAGGCUUCGGUGACGCCGUCGACAAUAGCAAUUGCUGGCAGCCAGUGAUCGAGUACAUUGAGAAUAAGUACGAGGAGUUUCUGAACGCUGAAUCGCGAGUGAUAAGGCGUCAGAUACCAGACAGUCGAGUUCAUUGCUGUCUCUAUUUCAUCGCGCCCUCUGGUCAUGGAUUGAAGCCACUUGAUAUCGAGUUCAUGCAACGGCUUCACGACAAAGUCAACAUCAUACCCGUCCUCGCCAAGGCCGACACCAUGACGCCUGACGAGUGCGCUUAUUUUAAGAAACAAGUAUUGAACGAAAUAGCACAGCACAAAAUAAAGAUAUACGAGUUCCCAGAAGCCGAGGAUGAAGACGAAAGUAAAUUGCACAAAGUCCUGAGGGACAGAGUUCCUUUCGCUAUUGUCGGAGCUAACACAGUCAUUGAACACGAUGGAAAGAAAGUACGAGGUAGAAAAUACCCAUGGGGCAUCGUCGAAGUUGAAAAUCUGGAACACAAUGAUUUCAUCGCAUUGCGGAAUAUGAUAAUACGGACACACUUACAAGAUUUGAAAGAUGUUACGAAUAAUGUCCAUUAUGAAAACUUCCGAUGUCGCACUUUGGCGGGUCUCAGUGUCGACGGCAAACCUGCUAGAGUUUCAAACAAGAAUCCGUUGGCACAGUUAGAAGAGGAAAAGAGAGAACAUGAAAAUAAAAUGAAGAAAAUGGAAAUAGAAAUGGAACAAGUUUUUGAAAUGAAAGUUCGCGAGAAGAAACAAAAAUUAAAAGAUCUAGAAUCAGAUUUACAACGAAGGCACGAACAAAUGCGACGUUCUUUAGAACAGCAGGCUAAAGAACUUGAAGAAAAGAGACGAGCAUUCGAAGCUGACAGGUCGCAAUGGGAACAACAAACUGGACACAGUAUUGAGGAACUACGUCGACGAAGCCUCGAAGCAAAUUCAAAAGAGACGGGAUCGGUGUCGUCCGAGAGCUCCGGCGGUGGCGGGGGUACGUUGAGGGGUGCUCGCGGCAUAGGUAAUCUACUACGCCGUCACACCAGUUUCAAAUCGCCACAAGAGAAUCCCAUGCCGAUACAGCAGCUUGUCAUACAGCAUCCCGAGCACCCUUAGUAGGAUUUUGCAAGACGAGAUUACCAUACAAAUACACAUACUCCGAGCGUAUAAUCACGUGUAAAGCUUUCCUGUUUUGAAAAUUUUUGUUAGAUUGGGCGAGCGGCGUCACAUACAAACUGUUGCCAUAUGAUUUGUGCCACAACUGCAUUUAUUUUUAUGUUUGGAAUAUAUCUAACUGACUUUACAAUAGUGUUUUCUUUAGUUCAAAGUUGUAAGAUUUUACUAAUAUUUCCAUCGAUAAAUAGUGAAAAUUUUCUAAUCAGGAAACCUUUUAUGGAUAAAUUCUUGUUCUUUUCCAUAUUAUUAAAAAAAUGCUGUCUUCAAUAACUUUCAAUCUUUAUAAAAUUACAUCAAUCAUUUUUUAAAGUUAUAUCCACUCAAAAACUGUUUUUUUAUCCAUUCGAUCAGUGAAUUAACACAUAUCUUUUAAUUUUUGUCAAUUUACCAUGUGUCAUUUUGAUCGUCAAUAAUAACAGAUGUCAUAAUCGUUUGCAUUUACCAUUGUCAUUAUAUUUAAUGGGAUGUGAAAGCUUCUUCAGAAAAUAGUUUAAACUAACCAAAUCUAACCAAGUAGCUUUAAAUGUUUUUCAAUUGCAUAAGAACGUAUAAUAAACAGUUUAAUUUAUUUUUUCAAACAGCACUACAUAAUAAGUAUAAUUAAAGCUGCUGAUUAAUAUAUUUCAAAUAAAUUUUUGUACUUGCUAAUAAUCUUCUACAUCCCAUUAACGAAAUAACUUGAUUAAUCUUGUCAUACUUGUCGAUAUGGAUUUUAAAUGUGACGCUAGAAUCUCAAAAUAAAGUCUAUGUAAUAAACGAAAAAAAACGAUUCAUAUUAAUUUUCUUCUGGAAUGUGCGUGCUGAAUUUAAUUUCGAUUUCUCGCUUGAAUCAUAUCGACUAUUGUCAAAUGAACAUUGAUUUAGAAUUUAGAAGGUAGAACAAAUAAGCCAAGUUUUCAAGAGUCAAACAAAACAACAAAGUAUUUUGUCAUAUUUUUUAACACGACGACGUAGUAGAUAGCAGCGACGUACAUAUUAAAAUAAUAAAAUAUGAAAAUAGGAGAUGAGAGACAAGGUCUUUUCUUGAUGUAUGUUAUAUAAGUGAUGAUACUUUAUUAGCUAAGACCUAGAUAAGCCUAUAGCGUAAAUUUAUUCGCGUGUUUGUGUACGCGUUGCGACUUAACGAACAAGUUCGUUAGAACGUUCCUAGGGCAUAAACUUGCAUUUAUAGAUCAUAUAUAUAUAUAUAUAUAUAUAUAUAUAUAUAUACUUAUAUACGUAUACAUAUAGAGAGUAUAUGUGUAUUACGAUGUCACACGCACAGACGUUCAUUAAUUGUAAACUUCGAACAAGUUGUCCGCUCGACCUCAAUCAAACAAAACUCCUUUGUCUCCUUUUGCUUUGUUUUUCUCUUUUAUAUAUCACAAUUCAACCAUUUUUGAGAUAAGCUGUUUCGAAAUUGGGCCCAGCGGACCACUUGACAGAUGUCGACAGAAAAGAGAAGAUGCAAUUUAAUUAAGAUUUAAAGAAUAAGGAGUUGUUAAUUUUCAUUAUACGAUAACAUUUUUUCGCAAAUAAAUGUAAUGCUUUCUUAUGAUAAAAAAACUUACUAACAAUAAUUUUUUUUGUCCUUCACGUACAUUCGUCUCUAAAUCUUGUUUUUCUCUAAAUUCGUUAAUAAAAAAUGUACAAUUGAAUCAUUUGAAAUUGAAUUAACGAUGUAAGGGGCGAAUGAAAGAUAGCUUCAUACUUACACUGUCGUCUUGCGGCUAGCAUGUGGCUUGUUGGUCGUACGUCCGUCUAAGAGAAAGAUGUACAUUUUUUUUUUCAGAGCAUGUUUCAUUAUCCAUUACAAAUGUGUUGGCAUGUUUUUUUUCUCAGCAUACUCAUUUGAUGUAACUUCAAGGAUUUUGCUUUCAUAAUUCAUGAAGUCAAAAAAUCUGUCGUUUAAUUUUCUUUUACUUUUUAAACUUCAAAAGCGAAACUCUUUUCGUUUUUCAUAACACGAUACGUUGGCCAGAAUAUCCUAUUAUCUGAUCUACUAGUAACAUAUUGCAUUUGACACUCGUCAAAUCGUAAACUCAUUUUUUGCGAUCAUGUCGUUUUUAUUCACGUAUUUUUAUUUUCAUAAUAUUGUAACUACUGUGGUUAAGGUGGGCUUUGUUUGUAGUUAGAUUCUUGUAUAUUGGGUAUUAUUUUAGUAUUUUUGUAUCAUAUCAGCUGCU
This is a messenger RNA of Phymastichus coffea, 5196 nucleotides long. RefSeq names its product septin-7 (gene pnut). Gene Ontology annotation, biological process: cytoskeleton-dependent cytokinesis; cilium assembly. Gene Ontology annotation, molecular function: GTPase activity; molecular adaptor activity; GTP binding. The transcript is spliced from 9 exons. The coding region runs from base 1133 to 2971 and encodes 612 amino acids. The record is from RefSeq and is a predicted model, not a curated record. Gene Ontology annotation, cellular component: microtubule cytoskeleton; septin ring; cell division site. NCBI's taxonomy places the organism in Eukaryota, Metazoa, Arthropoda, Insecta, Hymenoptera, Eulophidae.